This is a messenger RNA of Mytilus trossulus (common blue mussel), 1905 nucleotides long. RefSeq lists its product as uncharacterized. The record is from RefSeq and is a predicted model, not a curated record. The transcript is spliced from 5 exons. NCBI's taxonomy places the organism in Eukaryota, Metazoa, Mollusca, Bivalvia, Mytilida, Mytilidae. Bases 42 to 1892 code for a protein of 616 amino acids.
UGCAGAACAAAAACAUAAAUAUUCCGACUGAGGACGAGAAAAUGUACCGGUUUGUAGAACGGCACAUCAGAAGUAAAAGAUAUUAUGAAGAUCAGAUUGACAAUGACCGAAAACCACUGCUUACCACUGGUAAAAAGGUCCUACUAGGGCUGUUGUUUUCAGUAAUGGUGGUGUGUCUCUCUGUUUUCGCAACUUUAAAAGUACAGACGACCAGUGCAGAUAAUCCAACUUUAAAAUUCAAACGAGAAAAGCAGGCCACCGAAAACCCCACUAUUACUGAACAACUGACAAACGUUCUAGCUGGUAAAAAAGGACAGGAUUUUAACUUUAAUAUAGGAAUGAGAAAUGAUUUCCGGAUGCAAGAUUGUAAAGGAACAAAUUUUAAACUAACAUUUCCUGAUAUAGAUUAUGCUUUUUUCGGAUAUAACAUCUUAAGGGGUUAUCCACUGUCCAAUGGACACGAUCCUGGAUUUACGUUCCCAAUCUUUAAAACAGACUAUAGUGAAGGGAAACAAACGUCUGACUGCAGGUACAGCAUACCUCAUGGACUUGUUGUUGUUCCUGAUGUCUCGUGUAUAACAUCCUUUACUUCUUCUACUGCUCGGAAUAAAUACGAGUUUUCAAAAUCUUUAUCAAACACUGCUAAUGCCAAAGGUGGUGGUUUUUUCGGUGUCAGUUUUUCUGCUUCUUAUGGUUAUAAGACUUCAACCUCGGAGAUGUCAGCAGGGGAAAAUGUCAAAAUAUUAUCAACGGCAAAAUGCAUUUACUACUAUACUGAACUUAUACGGGAAAAUAUUCCUCGUUUCACUCAACAGUUCUUAACAUGGGUUAGAAAACUUGAUAAAUCAGAUGACCCACAGACUUAUUUAGACUUUUUCCAUCGCUAUGGUACACAUUAUCCAACUUACACAACCUUCGGGGCUCGUCUCACAUACGAACACACGAUGAAAUCAUCGGACUACCAGAAAAAAACAGAAAAGGGUACCAAUGUAGCUGUUCAGGCAAGUUAUUCUGGAUUAUUUAGUGUGAGCGGGGGUUUUAACAUGGACACAAAUCAAAAGAAAGACAUAUCUGAGUUUUCUAGCUCUGUUACAACCAGGACUGUGACUGUUGGAGCACCCCCGCCCUCAAAUGGUGAUGCAAUGACAUGGGCUUCAUCAGUCAAAGAAAGCCCGGUUCCUAUGCAGUAUGAACUGUCACCAAUACAUACAUUGUUUUCUGACGAAUACAUGGGAGCAUUGGGUGUCAAUCACAAGAAAAUUGCCGACAAAAUGAGAAAUGCCACUUCAGACUACUGCAAAUAUCUUCUAAAACGAGGAAUUGUCGAUUCAUGUGACCCACUUAAACCAGGUUUAAUGCUUGAAUACACAAGCCUUGCUUACUUUUACAAUAAUGUUCCGGCCAAAAGCGUGAGCGAAUGCAUUGAUCUAUGUGAAAACGAGAAAGACUGUAUUGCCAUGGCAUACUGUACAGAGUGCAACAAUAGAUAUAAUAGCUUCCAUGUUUGUUAUAUGUACAACCCGAAGAAUAAUCCAAAGGGUAUGUCAGGUAUUUCCAAAUUGGGCUCUCAACGAUGGGACAGUGUCAUUUUUACUUUUAAAAUAGAAUACUACUUGCAGCUAGAUCAUACAGCUGUUAGGGGAAUAUCAAGAUUACCUGCUGCCAAAAGUAUGAGAGUAACAGAUAGCGCGGAAUGCAAGUGGUUGUGCAUAAGAGACUCGUUUUGUGUAGCGUACACAUUUUGCAUAUGUCCAAAGAGGAAACACAAAUGUCUAACAUAUGCCGAACAUAGAAUACAUGGACUGAAGAACGACAAAGAGUCGACGACUGUCUUCAUUACUAGAAACCGUCGUCGUUUGAUGGUUAAACCACCAUGGAAAAACGAAAAUUAAAAUAACAAAAAAA